Messenger RNA from Pectinophora gossypiella (pink bollworm), 6842 nucleotides. RefSeq lists its product as uncharacterized. The transcript has 10 exons. The coding region runs from base 180 to 6704 and encodes 2174 amino acids. The record is from RefSeq and is a predicted model, not a curated record. Lineage: Eukaryota; Metazoa; Arthropoda; Insecta; Lepidoptera; Gelechiidae.
AAUACGUUGAAUGCAUUGUUUGAAAAAAGUACAAAUUGUUUUUGUUUUACUCUGUUUUAUAGGAAGUGAAGCUAUUUUAUAAUGAAAUUACAUAUUAAUUAGAUAUAAUAUCGUUUUAUGUAUAUUUUGUUAAGUUUUUAAAGUUAAGUUACUACAUAUCUAUCAAAAUAAAUGUCAAGAUGACUUCUGAAGUUGAAGCUUUGAAAACAAAUGAAUUUUUACGACGACGAAAGCUGAGAAUUCAGCAGGUUAGAGAACAAUCAAAAGACAUUGCUAAAAAAAUAAGACAACGCGCUUGUGCUGAGAAGUUCCGGCAUCUAGAGAGCUUCGAUGCGGCUAAAGCAAAGGAAUAUUUAGAACAACAAGACAAGUUGGUCAAGAAAUUGGAACAUUUAUGUGCUAAAGGCCUUGGGAAUGUUGGUGCAAGCCAUAAGAAAGCCAGUCAGUUGACCCAAAAAGAAGAUAAACCUGAAAAAAUAGAUUUGUCGAGACAACGUGGCAGAGAAGCAGCUGCUGAACUCAGAAAAAAAAAACAAGAGGAGUUAGAUGACAGAAAAAAAUCACUGGACCGGAAGUUGCAGGCUAGAGAAAUAGCAAACGAGAUCAGUAGAGAGAAAGCAUCCACUAUUGCUAGUAAACUAUCAAAAACUAGUGUCAAAACUCCUGAAGACCCUGACAAUAGAGCAGAAAACCUUCAACAGCAAGCAUCCACUUCUGACCUUGCUAGUAAUGAUAAAGGGAAAUCAGAUACAGUGACUGCUGAUAUGGCUACACAAUGGGAUUAUGAAGGAAUGCCUAAUGAAUGGGAACCUCACAUACCAACAUUGUCCUUACCCAAGGAUGAUAGCUCAUUCUCCCCUAAAACUAUUGACAACAAGUCUGAGCGAACAAAGAGACCCAAUCUUUUUGCACUCAGCGAUGAAAUGCCGUCCAGUUUACGUGGAGGACUCACAAUUGUUCCUGAAGAGAAACCAUUAGGCAGACCAUCUUUGACACUGGUCUCUGAUUAUAUUCAACACAGGGAUCUCCGGUUGCGUGAACCUGAUACAGCAAGUUGUAGCAAAAAACCAAAUGAUGACUUACAGAGCUUAAAGCAAACAAUAAUGAGGACCAGAGCGGCGAGAGCUGAAGGUAGUUACUUAAAUCCAGUCUGUCACGUAGCCGAUGUGCAAGUGGUGCCAGUGCCAUCCUGGCAAGCCGAGAUAAACUGUGGAUUUUGUACCCACCACCUUACUCAUCACAAGCACAAAAAGCCUAUCGAAGGAAAAGAGUUUAAGUCCAUUCCUAAUUCACAAAUUAAUAGGAUUUUUAGCUCAAUUAGACCUCCAAGGCAUGAUUUACUGCCAAGCCCAGUUCUCAGAGGGUCUAGUCCUUUCCGAAGAAGCAAAGUUGGCCCUGGAACUUUUUCAGCAAAGGGAAGUGGUAAUGAAAAGCCCACAAAGUUGGGUAGUCAAGAAAGUGCUUUAACUAAGAAAAGUUCUGUGACAAUGUAUAACCAUUCUACUAGAGAUUUAAAGGAUGUGCCUUAUGAAGAGAAAAAGCAUGUUGUUCGUGACCCACAGGAUCAUGAGGAUGCAUACUCCCAGGCUGUGAAGGAGAAUACCUCUGAGACAGUUUUCAAAUCAAAGGAACAUCAUAAAGUACAAGACAUGAGAAGCAAAGUUGCAAUGACGAAACAAAAUGUGGAAAAAGAGUACAAGGACACCAUGGCCUUCUUGAACUCCCUGCCAAAAGACAAAUCUAAACCUAUUAGGAAUGCCUACAAAGAUGAACAACAAAUGCUUAUGGCGAAGGAGUCUCGACAAAGGAAGUUACAACAGGAGUUUAGAAAGAUCCAAAGGGAUUGCAGGAGACAUCCUAACACAAACUCUAAUAGUCGUCGGCAAUCAAAAGUUCCUUUAAAUGACGACACUGAUGGUGGGUUCAACGCGAGAGAUUUCCAAUACUCUUGGAUGCCUGUACCGGAGAGCGAUGGGAACCUCGCCAUACACACGAUACCCACUAGGCUAAAGGAACAAAAACAAGGAAGUGCUGUGAAAUUUAGCAAAAUUGAUACGUAUCAUGAGUACCGCUCGCGGCACAAACAUACACCUCCCACUAAAGACACUGCCAGCUACGAAAAACAGAAGGUCCUCGUAAUAGAUGAAGAGAGUAAAGCAUCAGAAUCAUCGUCGUCUGAUUCCGAAACUAGCUCUGUCGAAAACAUGGAACUGGAUACUGACAAGAAGCAAAGUCGUACUGAAGCUACCGAGAAGUUAUCUGAUGCAGAGAGAAUUAUAAUCUGCAAGAUUGUAGACAACAACUCAGAGAAGAAAGACAAAGCUAAGAAAAAAAGAAAGUUCAUAAAAGAAAUUGCUAAGUCUUUGAGCUAUUUGAGUAAGGACAAGGUUGCUAGUAGUCAUGCAAUCCCUGAAGAAGUUAAUAGUAUAGGUAAACGACUGACCCAAAAUACUGAGGCUAUAUCUUUUGAACAUUUAAAAGAAGGUGUCUACAAGACAGUGAACGAGAAUGGGGACAAUGUGGCUUCAGUACAUUUCAAAGACCCUUCUAGGGAAGCAAGUAGAAUUCAACAUGAAAGUGGAGUUAACACUACUGCUUCAAGGUGUCCAAAAUUCCGUAAAGACCGUGGAUGUGGAUGUCAUGGUGACCCAGCAGAGAACAUCAAACUUCUGAAUGCAUCUUCUAACUCCACGUCAACUUCGUCUUUCAAAACUGCUACCAAUGACAAAGGCACUUCUUUAUCAGAUAACGGUCUCAAAUUUGCAGAUGGGACUACCAAACUACCGGAGUUGCUUGACGGUGGUUUUAUAAAACUAGUCGACGACAAAGGUCAUGAAUCGGGCAAAUUCUAUGUUGGUGCUACUGGAUUUCUUAAAGAUGAUGCUUACGAAGUUGUUAUACAACUCAGAAAGAAAGGCGAUACUGCAACGGACAAAAAAGAUACCCAGAGCGAAGCAGAAGAUAAUGCUUCUAAAGUACGGCAGCAGUUAGAAGAUAUGCAUUUACAAGAAAGUCAACAAGCACAGCCCGCAUCUACAGUGAGAUCUACAACUGAACACAAAUCGUUAGGAGAAAGUUCACAAAGUCCGGUAAAAGUGGCUGCCGAGUCUGGUACGCCUGUACAAGACAAGACUACAGAAAAUCAAGAAGCAUGUAUUCAAAAUUCUUCUGUCGUCCAUCGUAUUGAAGAACAAAUUGCUAAUGUAGACUAUCAGGAUAAUAUAACAACACAAAAAAAUGAGGAUAGCAAUUGCGUUAAUAAAGCCGUCUUGACACUUAACCAGGACUCUUUUGCGAUUUCACCUGAAGUACCCAAAACCGAUUCUAUUACCGUGAAGCCUGGCAAUUCUGUUAGCACUCAAACAACUCUUGGUUCCCCAGAACACAGACCAAUGUACAUUCAGAUGAGCUCUUCUACAUCAACUGCCUACAUGAGCCCACCAGAAUUAAUCUUGCCAACGUUUUUGACACAUGGCUAUCACGUGAAUGUUGAUGAAUCUAGUAUGGGCAGUAAACGAGAUGCAAGUGUCACAUUACCAGCAGAAAUGUCUACAAGAAAAAGAGAAAGCUCUGCUAAACAAUGUGCACAUGCAAAGCAAGGCAAAGCAAAGUCAUCUAGUUCAUCACCGAAUAGUAAAUCUAAACAGACAAGUAAGAAAAUAAAAGCACCUCCAAACUCUUUACAAAGCACAUCAUCUUUACGUAAUUAUGAUAACUUAGAACAAAUUUGGAAAAAGAAGAUUAAUACGACAACCUCAUUUUCUAGAACAUCUAAAAAAUGUCGCAAAUGUGAAAAACGUGCCGAUCCUAAAACUAAUGUCAAAACUCACUGUAGAAAAUUAAGACAAAAUAAUGUUCCAUAUAAAGGAUUUUCUGGAAGUCAAAUGAGACGCAUUAAUUCUAUGGCUGCAUAUUUAUCAAGAAAUCAAACUUUCAGUAGCAAGAAUGCACGCGACAGCAAAAGAGGUAAAACUGACCUUAAUCCGGUAAUAAAGUGGUACGUAGAUAAAUUGUUGAAGCUAAACAGGGAAGGGCUUAAAGCUGUAAAAGUUAUGAAUCAAGAUUGUAGCACAGUUUCAACUCCUGGCAGCUCUAUAGUUAACGUUCCUAACAAUAUUGAUGAGAAUUGCCAAACGAUGGUGGAAGCUGCAAUUUCUUUGGAACAGAUCAAACAAUCAAUUACGAAGACAGUCUUAAACAAAUGUGAUCAUCACGUAUAUCGAAAACAUGACUCGGAUGGGGAUAGUGACACUAAGCGGUACAAUAUAGCCAGAAAGUAUUUAACAAGGCAACCUAGAAGAAAAAUAGUUCAUAAAGUAAAAUCUCUUAAUAUUUCUCGAAGCCUACUUUCCAAUAAAACAGCUACCUGGCGUGAAGCAAUUUCGAAUGCCCAAUCGGUGAUACCAACUUCUGAGACAUCUUCUUCUAGAAACUGUAAAGAAGACAAAAACUUAUCUACGUUGAUUAGAACAAAAUGUCGCAGUAAAAGUUCACCUUCUCCAAGAAGAAGUGCCAGCGAAGAAAUAAGACGUAAUGAUAAUUUAACAGAUUUUAAUAUAUUCAAAGAUAUUGUUAAAAUAAAUAAAGUAAGUGAAGCCGGAAAGAAAGAUAAACUAGGUCAAAAUAAUGAGAAAAGAUCAGACGUAUUUCGUAUCACAAAUUCCUCUCAAGACGAUGUUGUAAUCUUAACUACAGACUACGAUAAGAAUUUGCAACAGCAAGCUUCUAUUGAACCGCUUAAUAUUUCAACUCAAACUAGCCGCAUUAUUGACGACGAAAUAAAUUUUAUGAGAUUAGCUGAAGAUAAACUUCAAAAUAUGGAAAAAAUUGCCGAUCUCACAGAGAGAUGUACUCAAAGACUCUCAAAUCUUGCAAAAGUUCUUGAAGAAGUCAGAAAAAAUAAAUCGUUGGCUUAUAGCCAGGUAUCGGAUUCUGCAUCAGAUAUCGACCGCGCUUCUGGUAUAAAUUCUGAUACACAAGUACCAAUUGCGACAUAUGAGCCAGUUGUAGAAAUAAAAGAAAAGAGCACCCCAGGCCCGUCGGUGACAAAUUCGGCUAAUGUUUCUCAAAAUGAAACAAAUGACUUACCACUAGUAAAUCCAGUGAAUUCUCCACCAAGAAAAUCUAUCAUCUCACCUACACCAAAACCUACUCAUUCACAGACACCCAAAGUAGUCGAAGAGGAUAAUAAAGAUGUUGGGUAUACGCCAUUUUUAACGGAUAUUCCUAAACCUGCUAAGCCAACACCACUUACCCCUCCGAACAACACUCAAAAUAAAACACCGCAAAUACUUUCUCCAAAUUUCACUGUUGGUGAACACAUUAGUAUUAAAAGUAAAGGAAAGCCUCCUCCUGCUUUAUCUCGGAGAUGUCUAAAACGUGCUCCCAAUUAUGUGAUUCCACAUGAGUUGUCGACAGUUAUUGAAGUAGACUCUCCUUUAAGUGUGAAGGCAAAGAAUCAUUCCGCGCGCAAUGACACAGAUCAAGAAGUAACUAACACUAAAUUUAAAGAAGAUGCCUCUCAAAGCAAAGAAAAUAGUGUUAAUCCUGAUCUACUUCAAACCAACAUUAAUAUGUCUCGACAAAAAGGAAAAAUAUCUUCAAAUGAUUCAUCUGACGAUUCGAGAUUGCAAAUGAUGGAUUUAAAACAAUUCAAUGAGAUAAUGUUGAGGCCAUUCAUUAGUAUCCAAGAUUAUGCGAAGCAAUGCAACAUAGAACCACUUGAAGAAGGGUCAAACAUUGAAAAUCUUCAAAGGGACGAUGCAAUAAACGAUGAUUUGAGUUCUCUACACUCGGAUGGCAGUCUUCCAGAUGUCAUUGCAGAAUUAUUAAAACGAAACAUUAUAAGUGAGCCUUUUAAAUUUGAUAGUCCAUCUAAUGUAAAUUCUACGACAGUGUCCUCCGAAUCUACUCUGUCAGUUUUAGCUUUAUCAAAAGUUAAAAAAGAUAAAAAGAAAUCAAACGAGCUAUUAUAUUCCAAUAAAGAAAACAUAGAGAGUUCUGAUACAUUAAGUAUGUCGUCCAACCCAGACCUCGAAAAUGCUUUCAAGAAACUUGGUAUGGGUUGGGCUUCUUCUACUUUGAAGAAGACCAAGGAGCACCUAGCCCUUUCAUCUUCUUCUAAUACAUCUAGUUCCAGUAUGUCACAAUUCAAAAUAAAAAGUGUGAGUAAUCAGAAUUUCCCAGCGUUAGUAACAGAUUCUGUGUCUUCAGUACUGAAUGCAUCUAAUGCACCGUCAUCGGGAAAAGUUGCGGCCGAUUGUACUAAACACGCUGAGCAACAGACUUCUAUGAUAAACUCUAUGACUGUGAAACAGUUUCUAAAUAACGAAUUGGCUAAACGAAUAACUUUUACCAAUAAAUCACGAAGAAGUGAUAGAGAAGAGGAAUUUGUUUCUUUGUACGAAACUAAAAUACCUGAAGACAUGAAGCACACCUCUAGCUUGAUUCGCGAAGAGCGUUCUAUUGAUAGUAACGCUAGAGCGCGAACUUCUACGCCUGUUCAAAUCUUCAAAUCUAUGACGUAUCACUCUAGUUCCAGUUCCAACAUAUCUAAUGGUUUAUUCAGUAACGCUGACGACCUAUCUUCCGUGAAGGGAACUUCGAACUCAAUGAGAAAUCAUUCUACAUCUGACAAAGAUGACCUAACCAUCCCCAAUUUUAGUUUGCGGACAAAAAAAGGUUUGUCAGAUCACAGUGAGUGAUAAUUGGACUUAAUGAUACCCCAUUAUGUUUGAAUAGGUUUUGCAAAUAAAAAUGUAAAUUUACAGGGCAUAAUGCAAGUAAUGUUAAUUGUUGGACAUAAUAUAAUAUUUUCGAAUAAAUCAGUGAUAUUUGUAUUA